Cetraspora pellucida is the source of this 797-nucleotide messenger RNA. NCBI's taxonomy places the organism in Eukaryota, Fungi, Glomeromycota, Glomeromycetes, Diversisporales, Gigasporaceae. The record is from the annotation of a GenBank genome assembly.
GCGGCCACGGUGCUGUUUAUUCGGCUGAAUAUUGUGGAACGAAGAUUGUAUUUAAAGUACUCGAGGAUAACAAUAUUAGAACAACUACAAAUGAAAUAAAACAACAUAUGGAAGUUAAUAAUCAUGAAAAUAUUGUCAAAUUUUUAGGAGUUUCUGAUAACGAUUCUGGAAAUUACAUGAUAGUAAUGCAGUAUGCAAAUGGUGGAACCUUACGAAAGUAUUUAGAAGAUAAAAUUUCCGAAAAUAAUUUUAAAAUUUUGUGGACAGAACUUAUUCAAAUUGCAGAACAAAUUAUUUUCGGGCUGCAACAUUUGCACGAUAAUAACGUUGUUCAUGGAGACUUGAACCCCAGUAAUAUUUUGGUAGUACUAAAUGAAGAUCAAUUCAAUAGAGUCGUAAUAGCAGAUUUUGGAUCAGCAACGAAACUUGACGACAGUUUAAUAUCUAUAUAUGGGAAAAGUUUUACUAUUGAAUACACUGAUCCGCAAUUUUUUAUCAAUGAAAAAAUGAUUGUUCCAACCUUUAAAUCAGACAUAUAUAGUUUAGGAAUAAUAUUAUGGGAACUUACUAGUGGAAUUCGACCUUUUCCUACAGUUGAAAAUAAGGUUUCUUUAAUUCGAACUAUUUCAAGAGGAAAACGAGAGAAAAAGAUUCGUGGCAUACCUUCAAGUUAUGUAAAAAUUUACAAGAAAUGCUGGAAAACUAAUCCGAAAAAACGUCCAGGACUAGAAAAAAUUUUACAUGAAAUUCAACAAUUACGAGAAGCAGCAACAGUCAUUAAUAAUAAACUGCAGUAA